AUGUGGACGCGUUACGCGAGUGCGUGGCUUCUGCUGGGCAGUGACUUGAGCUGUCGCAACUUGCUCUUCGAGACCCAUUGGUUCAAUGCCGAGAGUAGCCAGCGCUCGCUGCGGGAGACACCGGCGCGGGCAAGCAAUCUGGAACUUUGCCCGGCAUACAACGGCCAGGUGACGUGCUGUCAGAGUGGCUUGGAACAUGAGCAAGCGCUGCACUUCGCCUACUGGAAGCAGAUCUUCAAAGGCAAGAUCGCUUGGGUGAAGCUGGCGAAGGAGGCCACCCUGGAGGUCAAGGACGAUCCUGCCUUCCGGGCCGCCAGCGAGGAGGAGCGCUUAUGCCACGCCACGCCGCCGCGUCGCACGCGGAAGGUCCUUGAUCCUGCUGCGGGACAUGGCCGCUGCAUGUCCUCCCUCCUGCUCUACACCGCUGGCAUGAUUUGCUUUGCGUGUGAUGCGCACUGGAAGCAGGAGGUCCACAUUGAGAAGGAGAAACUCUUGAGGGUUCUCAUUCCAGAGGGCAACUGCGUGGAGCUUUGGACCGAGUGUCAAGACUUUGGCCGUGAAGCCCGAGAGCUCUUCGAGGCCAUCUUGGACUCGUCGUUGGCGAUACGCUCUCGAUGGCCCUUGGAGUAUUUGCACAUGCACCACGGCCCGAAGAAAACGGCCCGAAGAAACCGCGUGUUCCUGUGA
This is a messenger RNA of Durusdinium trenchii, 687 nucleotides long. Lineage: Eukaryota; Dinophyceae; Suessiales; Symbiodiniaceae. The record is from the annotation of a GenBank genome assembly.